Molecule: messenger RNA, 1323 nt
Organism: Frieseomelitta varia
Lineage: Eukaryota; Metazoa; Arthropoda; Insecta; Hymenoptera; Apidae
Product: aminoacylase-1-like
Exons: 5
Coding region: 63-1268 (401 amino acids)
Biological process (GO): amino acid metabolic process
Cellular component (GO): cytoplasm
Molecular function (GO): aminoacylase activity
Source: RefSeq, a predicted model, not a curated record
GCAGGCGUCUGCUAUGACAGUCGAGCCAGCGGCGUCCGACGCGACGAACAGCAGACGGCACGAUGUCUUCAUCCUCGCAGGCUUGGCUGGACGAAACAGCUGUAGAGAAUUUUCGCGAAUAUUUACGGAUACCCUCCGUCCAACCGGACAUCAAUUACGAUGAUUGUGUUGCAUUCCUCCGAAAACAGGCAGAGUCUCUGGAGCUGCCUCUUAAAAUAUUUUCUAUAGAAGCUAAUAAACCAAUUGUGGUCAUUACAUGGCUAGGAACAGAGCCAAAAGAGCCAUCUAUUUUAUUAAAUAGCCACAUGGAUGUUGUACCUGUUUUUGAAGAUAAAUGGACUUAUCCGCCAUUUAGUGCCCAUUUAGAUGCGGAAGGAAACAUUUAUGCUCGUGGCAGUCAGGACAUGAAAUGUGUUGGAAUUCAAUAUCUGGAAGCAAUUCGCCGUUUAAAACUUGCUAAACAACACUUUAAAAGAACAAUUCAUAUCUCUUUUGUACCUGAUGAAGAAAUAGGAGGAUUUCUUGGCAUGAAAGACUUUGUACCUACUAAAAACUUUGAAAGUUUAAAUAUUGGUUUUGCUCUGGAUGAAGGUGUAGCUUCGCCCGAGGAAUUUUUUUACAUGUUCUACGGUGAAAGAGCAAUUUGGCAUAUUGAAGUAGAGUGCCAAGGCACUCCUGGCCAUGGAUCGCUUUUGCAUGAUAGUACGGCUGGUGAAAAGAUAAGAGUCAUAAUUGAUCGUUUCAUGGACUUUAGAGCUAAGGAGAAAGAAAAAUUGAAAGAUUCGGAAAAGCAGCUUGGCGAUGUUACAACCAUAAACUUAACGCAACUAAAGGGUGGCGUACAAACAAACGUAGUGCCUACUUCGUUGUCGGCAAUAUUCGAUAUUCGAAUUGAUCCUUCUAUUGAUCAUACCGAGUUUGAAAAUAUGAUCAAGAAAUGGUGCGAAGAAGCUGGAGCCGAUGUUACGUAUUCGUUCGAGCAAAAAGAUCCUAAAAUCGAAAACACAAAAUUAGACAAUUCCAAUCCUUUUUGGCUUGCUUUUAAAAAAGCUUGUGACGAUCUUGAAAUAAAAUUGCAAAUAGGUAUUUUUCCGGGUGGAACAGAUAGUCGAUAUAUAAGACAGGCUGGAAUUCCUUCCAUUGGUUUUUCACCUAUGAACAAAACGAAAAUUCUUCUUCACGAUCAUGAUGAAUAUCUAAACAAGGAUAUAUUCUUAAAGGGCAUUGAAAUAUAUAUGAAAAUAAUACCAGCAAUAGCAAAUGCCUAAGGCAUUGAUAUCAAGCCCUUGAAACGACAUGCAUUUGUUGAAGUUUGUACAUUUA